This is a messenger RNA of Halteromyces radiatus, 407 nucleotides long. RefSeq lists its product as uncharacterized. Lineage: Eukaryota; Fungi; Mucoromycota; Mucoromycetes; Mucorales; Cunninghamellaceae. The coding region runs from base 57 to 392 and encodes 111 amino acids. The transcript has a single exon. The record is from RefSeq and is a predicted model, not a curated record.
ACAGCGUUCAAUCAAGAGAAAGACGAUCUUUUUUUUGUAUCGUAGGUGAAUGAAUCAUGUUGCAACAACAUUAUGACCAACAACCACCACCGAACACUCGAUCAUCACCCAGUUCAUCGAUUUCCUCUACCCCUUCUUCCAUGUCUUCCGUGUCUUCAUUCACUUGGCUUGUCUUUUUGGAUGAACGAUGGACACCUUUCGAUAAUGUAAAUCAAGUCAAAUUGGAACAAACUUUAUCAUUGGGUGGUACCUUUGUUGAUAUCGCCGAUACUAAUUUUCCUCAUGUCAAACGAGUCAGGGUCUUUCCAAGAACAAAUUAUCUUAGUUACCUUGGUGUCAAAUAUCGACUUUCAAGAAUCAUGCAGCCUGAUGCUUGGAUGGAUCAUACUUAGUCAUAAUAUAGAUCG